Molecule: messenger RNA, 4037 nt
Organism: Carlito syrichta (Philippine tarsier)
Lineage: Eukaryota; Metazoa; Chordata; Mammalia; Primates; Tarsiidae
Gene: NFATC3
Product: nuclear factor of activated T-cells 3
Exons: 11
Coding region: 271-3471 (1066 amino acids)
Biological process (GO): regulation of transcription by RNA polymerase II; cytokine production; calcineurin-NFAT signaling cascade
Cellular component (GO): transcription regulator complex
Molecular function (GO): DNA-binding transcription factor activity, RNA polymerase II-specific; transcription factor binding; RNA polymerase II cis-regulatory region sequence-specific DNA binding
Source: RefSeq, a predicted model, not a curated record
UGGUGGUGUCUGUUGAGGGGCGGGGGACGUUGGCCAAGGCGGCGGUGGCGGCUUAGGCACCGGCGGCUGGAGGCGUCAGUUCCGAGUGCUGCUUGGCACGCGGCCAGCGUUUUAGUUUGGGACGGAACGCUCGGUGUCCUGGGCCCCGCCCGGAAAGUUUGCCGUGAAGCCACGACCUCUUGGCCGGUGCGGCCCGGCAUGAAGCGGCGCUGAGGAACCGCAGCCGCCGCUGCAGACGCCUGAGGAGCUGCGGCACCCUGGGCCACGCCGAUGACUACUGCAAACUGUGGCGCCCACGACGACCUCGACUUCAAACUCGUCUUUGGCGAGGACGGGGCGCCGGCGCCGCCGCCCCCGGGCUCGCGGCCUGCAGAUCUUGAGCCAGAUGAUUGUGCAUCCAUUUACAUCUUUAAUGUAGAUCCACCUCCAUCUACUUUAAAUUCACCACUUUGCUUACCACAUCAUGGAUUACCGUCUCAUUCUUCUGUUUUAUCACCAUCGUUUCAGUUCCAAGGUCACAAAAACUAUGAAGGAAGUUGUGAGAUUUCUGAGUCUAAAUAUAGCCCAUUAGGUGGUCCCAAACCCUUUGAGUGCCCAAGUAUUCAAAUUACAUCCAUCUCUCCUAACUGUCAUCAAGAAAUAGAUGCACAUGAAGAUGACCUACACAUAAAUGACCCAGAAAGGGAAUAUUUGGAAAGGCCUUCUAGAGAUCAUCUCUAUCUUCCUCUUGAGCCAUCCUUCCGGGAGUCUUCCCUUAGUCCUAGUCCUGCCAGCAGCAUCUCUUCUAGGAGCUGGUUCUCGGAUGCGUCUUCUUGUGAAUCUCUUUCGCACAUUUAUGAUGAUGUAGACUCAGAGUUAAAUGAAGCUGCAGCCCGGUUUACUCUUGGAUCCCCUCUGACUUCUCCUGGUGGUUCUCCAGGAGGCUGCCCUGGAGAAGAAUCUUGGCAUCAACAGUAUGGACUUGGACACUCAUUGUCACCCAGGCAGUCUCCUUGCCACUCUCCUAGAUCCAGUGUUACUGAUGAGAAUUGGCUGAGCCCCAGGCCAGCCUCAGGACCCUCAUCAAGGCCUACUUCCCCCUGUGGGAAACGGCGGCACUCCAGUGCUGAAGUUUGUUAUGCUGGGUCCCUUUCACCCCAUCACUCACCUGUUCCUUCUCCUGGUCACUCCCCCAGGGGAAGUGUGACAGAAGAUACCUGGCUCACUGCUUCUGUCCACAGUGGAACAGGCCUUGGCCCUGUACUUUUUCCAUUUCCGUACUGUGGAGAGACUGAUAUCCCUCUGAAAACAAGAAAGACAUCUGAAGAUCAAGCUGCCAUACUACCAGGAAAAUUAGAGCUCUCAGAUGACCAAGGGAGUUUAUCACCAUCCCGGGAGACUGCAAUAGAUGAUGGUCUUGGAUCUCAGUAUCCUUUAAAGAAAGAUUCAUCUGGUGACCAAUUUCUUUCAGUUCCUUCACCCUUUACCUGGAGCAAACCAAAGCCUGGCCACACUCCUAUAUUUCGCACAUCUUCAUUGCCUCCAUUAGACUGGCCUUUACCAACUCAUUUUGGACAAUAUGAACUGAAAAUAGAAGUGCAACCUAAAACUCAUCAUCGAGCCCAUUAUGAAACUGAAGGUAGCCGAGGGGCAGUAAAAGCAUCUACUGGGGGACAUCCUGUUGUGAAGCUCCUGGGCUAUAAUGAAAAACCGAUAAAUCUACAAAUGUUUAUUGGGACAGCAGAUGAUCGAUAUUUACGACCUCAUGCAUUUUACCAGGUGCAUCGAAUCACUGGGAAGACAGUUGCUACUGCAAGCCAAGAGAUAAUAAUUGCCAGCACAAAAGUUCUGGAAAUUCCACUUCUUCCUGAAAACAAUAUGUCAGCCAGUAUUGACUGUGCAGGUAUUUUGAAACUCCGCAAUUCAGAUAUAGAACUUCGAAAAGGAGAAACUGAUAUUGGCAGAAAGAAUACUAGAGUUCGACUUGUGUUUCGUGUACAUAUCCCACAGUCCAACGGAAAAGUCCUUUCUCUUCAGAUAGCUUCUAUACCUGUUGAGUGCUCCCAGCGGUCUGCUCAGGAACUUCCUCAUAUUGAGAAAUACAGUAUCAACAGUUGUUCUGUAAAUGGAGGUCAUGAAAUGAUUGUGACUGGAUCUAACUUCCUUCCUGAAUCCAAAAUCAUUUUUCUUGAAAAAGGACAAGAUGGAAGACCUCAAUGGGAGGUAGAAGGGAAAAUAAUCAGAGAAAAAUGUCGGGGGGCUCACAUUGUCCUUGAAGUUCCUCCAUAUCAUAACCCAGCAGUUACAGCUGCAGUGCAGGUGCACUUUUAUCUUUGCAAUGGCAAGAGGAAAAAAAGCCAGUCUCAACGUUUUACUUACACACCAGUUUUGAUGAAGCAAGAACACAGAGAAGAGAUUGACUUGUCUUCAGUUCAGUCUUUGCCUGUGCCUCAUCCUGCCCAGACCCAGAAGCCUUCCUCUGAUCCAGGGCACUCACAUGACAGUGUACUGUCAGCACAGAGAAGCUUGGUUUAUCCCAUCCAACAAGCAUAUGCAUCCAUGGUAACCUCAUCUCAUCUGCCUAAGUUGCAGGGUAGGGAUGAGAGUGCUGGUAAAGAACAGCAUAUUAUUCCUUCUCCAGUUGUGCACCAGCCUUUUCAAGUCACACCAACACCUCCUGUGGGGUCUUCCUAUCAGCCUAUGCAAACUAAUGUGUACAAUGGACCAACUUGUCUUCCUGUUAAUGCUGCCUCUAGUGAAGAAUUUGAUCCAGUUCUGUUUCAACAGGAUGUAGCUCUUCCUAGUUUAGUAAAUCUUGGCUGUCAACCACUGUCAUCGAUACAAUUUCAUUCUUCAAAUUCAGGCUCAACAGGACACCUUUUAGCACAUACACCUCAUUCUGUGCAUACCCCGCCUCAUCUGCAGUCCAUGGGAUACCAUUGUUCAAAUACAGGACAAAGAUCCCUUUCUUCUCCGGUGGCUGACCAGAUCACAGGUCAGCCUUCUCCUCAGUUACAACCUAUUACAUAUGGUCCUUCACAUUCAGGUUCUGCUACAGCAGUUUCCCCAGCAGCUUCUCAUCCCCUUGCUAGUUCCCCACUUUCUGGGCCACCAUCUCCUCAGCUGCAGCUUAUGCCUUACCAGUCUCCUAGCUCAGGAGCUGCCUCAUUACCAUCUCCAGCCACUAGAAUGCAUUCUGGACAGCACUCAACUCAAGCACAAAGUACAGACCAGAGAGUUCUUUCUGCACCUUCAUCCUUAAUAUGUCACAGUUUGUGUGAUCCAGCUUCUUUUCCACCUGAUGAGGCAACUGUGAGCAUUAAACCUGAACCUGAAGAUCAGGAGCCUAACUUUACGACCAUUGGUCUACAGGACAUCACUUUAGAUGAUGACCAGUUUAUGUCUGACUUGGAACACCAGCCAUCAGGUUCAGCAGAGAAAUGGCCUAACCACAGUGUGCUCUCAUGUCCAGUUCCUUUCUGGAGAAUCUAGAGGUGAACGAGAUAAUUGGGAGAGAUAUGUCCCAGAUUUCUGUUUCCCAAGGAACAGGGGUGAGCAGACAGGCUCCCCUCCUGGGUACCGAGUCCCUGGAUCUAGGAAGAUCUGACGAGCUCUAACAGUGCUCAUUGCAGCCAUUUGUCCACCACCAACUUAUCAGCAUGUUUCUCUCCUUGGACCUUGGGUUUCCAACCCUGCAGCCUUCAGGACUGGUGCCAGGAGUUGGAUUCACCAUUUGUGAGGAAAGCAGCAUUUCUCUACCUUAGGCCUUGGGUAGAUUUUGUAAAAGAACAGAAGCAGUACAGGCUAUUUGAGCUUUGGGAAAUUGAGCUUUGAUUUUUAUAUUUAAAUAGGAUACUUUUAUAUGAUGGGUGCUUUGAGUGUGACUGCAGCAGGCUCUCCAUUUCUGAGGUGCUGCUUUUGCAGGUGACCUGGUUAUUUAGCUAGGAUUGGUGAUUUGUACUGCUUUAUGGUCAUUUGAAGAACCCUUUAGUUUCAAUGAUAUUUUUAAAAUAGGAACUUUUGAUAAGACCUUCCAGAAGCAAACAAACAAACAAAAA